AGUUUCAGGAGUAGAUUGAAGAAAACAUGGCCAAUCAACGGGAUUACAUUAGCAGACCUAUUUGCAAUGGAAUUUCUGUUCCUGAAAAUAAAAUCAGUUCCUUAGUGGCUGAAGGUCAUGGACAACAAAUUCUAAAAGUACUACAAAAGUUCAGAGAACAAAAUAUAUUUUUUGACUUUAAAAUUAUUGUGAAAGAUGAAAUAAUUCCCUGUCAUCGUUGUGUACUGGCAGCAUGCAGUGAUUUUUUCAGAGCCAUGUUUGAAGUUAAUAUGAAAGAACGAGAUGAUGGCAAUGUUACUAUUAGUAAUCUAUCACCCAAGGCAGUGAAAGCUUUUCUUGAUUACGCUUACACAGGAAAAACAGAGAUAACAAAUGAUAAUGUGGAAAUGCUCUUUCAACUAUCUUCAUUUCUUCAAGUUUCACUCCUUUCCAAAGCUUGCAGUGACUUUCUAAUAAAAAGUAUUGAUCUUGUGAAUUGCUUACAGUUGCUUUCUCUCUCAGAAAGCUAUGGGUCCGUCCGCUUAUUUGAUCAUGCACUAGAUUUUGUACAGCACCACUUUUCAUUGCUGCUCAGAUCAAGUGAUUUUUUGGAGAUGAAUUUUGAGAUACUACAAAAAUGUCUCGAGGCUGAUGAACUCAAUGUUCCUGAGGAAGAAUCAGUGUUGAAAGCUGUCCUUCAAUGGACCAAACACAACUUAGAAACACGGCAGAAAUACCUGCCUAAUUUGAUUAAAAAAGUGAGACUACACCAGUUACCUGAAAAGACUUUGCAGGACUUUCUGCAUUCUGAAGAACACUUAAUUAAGAGUGCUAAUUGCUCAGUAAUAAUCAACGAUGCAGUUCAAAGUGUGCAAAACUUUAGUGGACUGUUUCCAGAUGCACGUCCUUCAACAACAGAAAAAUAUAUAUUUGUUCAUAAAACUGAUGAAGAUGGAGAAAACAGACAUACAUUCUGCUACAACAUCAAAACAGAUACAUGGAAAGAACUACCACAUACGCACAUGGUUGACCUGCCAGGGUCCAGUUUAUCUAGCUAUGGAGAAAAAAUAUUUAUAACUGGAGGAUGCAAGGGGAAUUGUUACAGGACUGUCAGGCUUCAUAUUGCUACCCCAAUUUGGUGCUACUGUCCCGUCCGCAAUGAAUUUUCCAUAGUGUCAGCUAUGAAAAGACCAAGGACAAUGCACACAUCUGUUGUAACCUUAAAUCAGCUCUUUGUAAUAGGUGGAAAGACCAGAGGAGCUCAAGAAACCCGAAGUCUUUUGGAUGUAGAAUCCUAUAAUCCUCUUUCCAAAGACUGGAAAUCUGUAAGCCAAUUACCAAGAGGUAUAUACUAUCCAGAAGCAAGUGCAUGUCAGAAUAUAAUUUACGUCCUUGGCUCAGAAGUAGAGAUUACUGAUGCCUUUAAUCCAUCUCUUGACUGUUUCUUUAAGUAUAACGCUAUGACUGAUCAGUGGUCUGAGCUUGUAGCAGAAUUUGGGCAGUUUUUCCAUGCAACUCUAAUCAAAGCUGUUCCAGUUAAUUGUACAUUGUAUAUAUGUGAUCUCUCCACCUACAAGGUCUACAGUUUUUGCCCAGAAACCUGUGUUUGGAAAGGGGAAGGAUCUUUUGAAUGUGCUGGCUUUAAUGCAGGGGCAGUUGGGACAGAAGACAAAAUUUAUAUACUGGGUGGUGAUUAUGCUCCAGAAGAAAUCACAGAUGAAGUUCAAGUCUACCAUAGUAGUAGGUCUGAAUGGGAAGAAGUUUCACCAAUGCCAAGAGCCUUAACUGAGUUUUAUUGUCAGGUCAUUCAGUUCAAUAAAUACAGGGACCCCUGGUCACCUGUACUGACAAUUUGCUCGGGAGAAUUUUGAAACUCCUGAGUCAGAAGAAUAUUUAAAUGCACAAGUUUUAGAACAGAUUUUUAAGUAUUAAUUUACAGAUGGAGAAAUAUGUACUUCUUUGUUUAAAUCUUCAGUUUAAAUUGUAUGCUGUAGAAUUGCUUUUGGAAGAGUCCAUUAAAAUGUCAUUCAUGGUAGUCAUUAUACAGAAAGCAUUAUUUAAUUUUAUAUACAAGUCUUCUUUGUAAUUAUAUUACUUUUCA
This is a messenger RNA of Acanthisitta chloris (rifleman), 2080 nucleotides long. RefSeq names its product kelch repeat and BTB (POZ) domain containing 3 (gene KBTBD3). NCBI's taxonomy places the organism in Eukaryota, Metazoa, Chordata, Aves, Passeriformes, Acanthisittidae. Gene Ontology annotation, molecular function: protein binding. The transcript has 3 exons. The coding region runs from base 27 to 1850 and encodes 607 amino acids. The record is from RefSeq and is a predicted model, not a curated record.